Messenger RNA from Sclerotinia trifoliorum, 3222 nucleotides. The record is from the annotation of a GenBank genome assembly. Lineage: Eukaryota; Fungi; Ascomycota; Leotiomycetes; Helotiales; Sclerotiniaceae.
UCUAAGAUACCCAGAUAUCUAUGAGGCGGUUUAUAUCGGCUUCGUUGCAUCCUUUAUCGCCAUUUUCAUCACUCUCUUCAAUAUGUUUGUGCGGGCAAAGUCGAUUGAACAGUACUGUAUCAUAUUAGAGAAGAAUCCGAAUCACGAAAAAACGCGACCGCGCGAAUUCAGCAGUACCGUUAGGUUAACCUACUGCAGAUGGUUGAUUGAUCGAUAUAAAUUUCCAUCCAUAUGCGCAUUUUAGUUCAAAUUACAUUGUAUCGAUCAACAACUGUAACUCCGAGAUCAUUCCAACUUCAGUAGGUUAACUUGCAACUCCAUUUUCGACUGGCAGAAUCAAACAGUUCUUCUAAUUUCCAAGAUCUCACUUCUUCUAAAACAUAUCCUUGCACGAAGUCUUAACCCGCAUCGAUAUACUGCAUUAAGAUGUUGCCAGAUGCUGAAGUUAUCAUAUGCUAUUGCCUAAAGUGCGGUGUCAAACUUGGGGGCUUUGGAAAUUUAUGGGAAGGUCUUGGAAAGACUUAUUACAUACCUAAAGUUAUUAAAGAUGUCACGGGAUUUAAAGGAGUUGGUGCUAUCAAAUUAUCAGACGGACCACUGCAGGUUGGAACUGUUAUAGAAAAUAGGUAUGUGCCCUGAAGUUCCAUCUUGUAUUUGAUACUCAUCUAUACUAGUUCUCUUCAAGAUUUGGCUUGCUCAGACUGCCAUGAAGUACUUGGCUUGCGAUGUGCUAGUGCACCAGAAGGUCACCUGUUAAAAAGGUGGGAUAUAUUUCCAAUCAUAAAUAUAGUGCAUUAGUUAAUUUUUAAUAGUGAUCAACUGCUCUUAUGCGCCAAGAAGUUGUCAAUGGAAUCGCAACGAACAGGAGAAAGGGCAGUAUUAUCUGUCACAAAAACACAUGACCUGACGAAAUCAUCAAAUAACCUAAGCUCUCCAUCCAAGAGACCAUCAAUGUUGUCACGCGCUCCUCUCCCGAGCGAUAUACCACGCCAGAGUGUCGAAAUGCCUUUCACUCCAGCAGUAUCUUCACCAUUGAUGCCUGGCGAUUCGGCUAUGAUGUCAACCAUACAUGAGCAACGAAAGGAUAUUGAUCGUAUUGAUGCUGCUUUGCGUCGCUUCCAAAAGGAUAUACAGGAUGUCAAAUUAUUUUUAAAAAACUUUCGCCAAGAAAUGACCGAAGUUCGGAAUACUCGCCCUGUCACUGAAAGCACCUUCCAAUCCCUCCAGCAAGAUGUUCUCUGCGUGAGUGAGAAAGCUAGAGGAGUGGAUGAUCUUCGUACAGAGCUUUAUUCCUUACGCGCACGAGUCAAGGAUAUGGAAAAAGCUAGUCGCCAGGCUUUUGUCUCGGAUAAUCGAGUACUAACCACUCCUGAACUUUCUGAUGAAUCGCAAGGACGAGAUAUGCAAAAUUCAAUAUCCACUGGAACAUGGAAUCAGCCUAGUGAUGUGAGAGGUGCACUAAUUGCUGAACCUAGCAGGGCUUUACAUCGAAAACGCCGGUAUAGUGGGGCCGAAUCUGAUCAAAUGGAAGAUAAAGCUGCAAAGCUUGCAAAAUUUGGAAAGUACAAGCGCAGGGAAGAAUUGGAAGGUCAGCAAGAUGAAAAUACAGGAUCAAACUCAAUACCUCCUACUCGUCUCGCAACCGAAGAGCCUGCCACGUUUUCACAGCGUCGUACCGAGUCUCCCAUUCUCGGUCGUUAUGAAAAGAAUGGUGAUGCUGAUCAUACUAGACAAGACGAUAAUGUCCAACAUAUGGAGCAACAUAUGGAAAGACAGAUAUCGGAGUCACCCUCUCAACAAAUAGACACUGAAUUGACCACUCUUGAUGAACAUAACACUAUUGAAGAAAAUCAGCGUCUCAAGCGAAUCUCGCGGGCUACAGGAAGCCAAAUUCCGGAGUUAUCUCAAAAGACAUCCUCACAAUCCUCCAAUAUCCCCUUUAGGACCUUGGGCGGGGCCCCUUUCACAUCUGACCUACCACAGAAUCAUUUUCAAAGCCUAAACCAACGGAUCGAGGUCCCCAACUCUUCACAAUCAGGAUUAUCCCAGGACACACAAGAACAACAGCUUCCAGCCCAGCCGCGCCGAGGUCCUGGCCGCCCCAGGUCUACAAAUAAACCAAUUCCUCCUGCUGAUAGUACGCCCCAUGCUCACCGACCUCGCGGCCGUCCAAAGGGCUCGCUAAACAAAAUUCAUUCCGAUAGUAAUAUCUCGUUUCGUCCUAGUGAUGAGGAAUUAUCCACGCCAGGAAGAGAGUUGCGCAGACGUACUAUUCCUGUUCCGGGAUCGAGUCCACCGGUAAAGGAAAUUGCAAAUACGCCAGGUAAUAAUGUCGUGAUCGACUUGGCCGAGAAGGAGAGUGGUGAGACUGGAGAGCUCCGGGAGAUUGGAGAGAGCCCGUUGGCACAAUCAUCCCAAGCUCAAGAGCAUCAUUCGGCUGUACUUCGAGAUGUGGAAAUGGAAGAUAUAUUGCAGCCUGUUAACCCCACGAAAAGACAAAGAAGAAACACCCGCAGCUCUCGUCACAGACUUUCCGUCGAUUUAGACGAGAUUUUCAACUCCAGACCCGCGAACACUAAUGGCGACGUUGCUAUGGCUACUGAGGAAGAUUACAUUACAGGAAACAAAGCCAAACCGGACGGCAGAUAUCUAAGCGGUUCUAAGGGACCGCCUUCCGAUGAGGAUGAAACUUACACUGAGAAUUACAAUGCUGAGAAGAAGAAGAGGCAACAUCAAGAACGGAAAAACGAGGAUGAACUGGAGGAAGAAAGGAAAAGGGGAAGAAAGAGAGAACGCGAAAUGGACAAAGAACGGGAAGAAAGAAGAAGCACUCGAAGAAGGGCACUAGAGAGGAGAGAGGAGUUGGUUAAAGAAACGCUUGGGAUGAAUGAUUGAAACUAGGCUUACAACAUGAAUUUGAAAGAUUGUAGUUUCUAGAAUGAGGUGUCAUUAUCCUUCUGCCUGAUUCUUGGGGCGCAUUCGUGUAAUUUGGGAUUCGGGGUUUGCCUGCUUGACAAUCAUCUCGGCGGCAAGGAAAGGGAGCCGAAUUAGUUUCGGCGAUGAUAGUAGGCGGAUAAAGGCGGUAGGAGGGGAUAAUCUUGAUUUAUAAUUCACUUUCACAAUCAACAUGAUAUUAAGUAUUCUUUGAGUAUAGUCAUGUUGUUUUGUAUGUCUAGUAUCAUGUUUCAUAUCUUCUGGCUUCGUAACAUAAGGCACCGCAUC